Asparagus officinalis (garden asparagus) is the source of this 972-nucleotide messenger RNA. RefSeq names its product MADS-box transcription factor 32-like. NCBI's taxonomy places the organism in Eukaryota, Viridiplantae, Streptophyta, Magnoliopsida, Asparagales, Asparagaceae. Gene Ontology annotation, biological process: positive regulation of transcription by RNA polymerase II. Gene Ontology annotation, cellular component: nucleus. The record is from RefSeq and is a predicted model, not a curated record. The transcript is spliced from 8 exons. Gene Ontology annotation, molecular function: DNA-binding transcription factor activity, RNA polymerase II-specific; RNA polymerase II cis-regulatory region sequence-specific DNA binding; protein dimerization activity. The coding region runs from base 196 to 789 and encodes 197 amino acids.
UCCCUAUACAUACCUCAACUCUGAUGUCACAAUAAAUAAUCCUACGUCUGUGCAAGACUCACACCUAAACCUACAACAGUGCGCAAUGAGUACUAGAAUAUAUGGACACAGUUGCAAUCGAAUUUUCUAUAUUUAUGAAAGACUCAUCAUCCUUUGAGUCCUCAGCGCCGGUUUUGAGAGAGAGUUCGGCUCACAAUGGGGAGAGGGAAAAUGGAGAUAAAGAGGAUAGAGAACCCAACUCAGAGGCAGUCCACUUUCUAUAAAAGAAGAGAUGGGUUGUUCAAGAAAGCCAAGGAGCUCUCAAUUCUCUGCGACACCAAUCUCCUUCUCGUCAUUUUUUCCUCUUCUGGAAAGCUCUAUGAGUUCCAUACCCCCUCUGUUCCCUGUUCUAGGGAGUUAAUAGAGAGGUAUGAGAUGGUUACUCAAACUAAAGUGUGGAAUCACUGCGUGGAUCAGGGUGCAGAGGUUGAGAAGGUGGAGAAUCUAUGUGAACUUUUGGAGAAAGAACUAAGGUUCAUGACGAUUGAUGAAAGCCUAGACUACUCUCUCCCUGUUUUGGAAAUUUUGGAGCAGAAUCUGGAGGUUGCCAUGAACAAGGUCAGGAUGGAGAAGAAUAGGAAGAUCAAUGGAGAAAUGGGUCAACUCCAAAAUAUGGUGAAUGAUCAGCAGCAGAAGAGAUACGGACUCUGUGAGAAGCUUGCCAACAUAGAGGCGCUAAGGGAGAUGGGAGUGGGAGGAUCAACUUCAUUCAACAGCAAUGGGCUCGAUCUCAAGCUAGGGUUUAAUUAAAAGGCACAAAAGCUAGGAUAAGUGGAGGUAUUAAGAGUUUGCUUUCUCAAAGCUCUCACUUUGUACUGUGUGACGUACGUAGGGUUUUCUGUAUGAAAGUGUUUCAUGUGAACGUUCUGGUUUCAGAUUUCUCCUUAUGUUCAGUUUGUUUAUUUUCGCAGCGUAUGGGGAGAAAUUGGUAGA